This is a messenger RNA of Pieris brassicae (large cabbage white), 2527 nucleotides long. RefSeq names its product chromodomain-helicase-DNA-binding protein 1-like. Lineage: Eukaryota; Metazoa; Arthropoda; Insecta; Lepidoptera; Pieridae. Gene Ontology annotation, molecular function: chromatin binding. Gene Ontology annotation, cellular component: pericentric heterochromatin. Gene Ontology annotation, biological process: negative regulation of transcription by RNA polymerase II; chromatin organization. The record is from RefSeq and is a predicted model, not a curated record. The transcript has 6 exons. The coding region runs from base 197 to 1153 and encodes 318 amino acids.
GGUCUGUGAGUAAAGUUGGUAAUCUGUGGACUGUAACCGCGUCGUGCAUAAUUAUUAUCAAUGUUAUUUUGAUUCCCUCCUUUUCUUUGGGCUUGUAAUAUAUAAGCCAAGUUUAAUAUUUGCAUAGUGUGAGGUCAUAUUUGGCUUGGCAAGAAUAGAUUUUUAGUUCAUUAUUGUCUACAUUCCGAAAUUCAGGAUGCGUAAAGUAUCUAAAAGCAGAACAGAUGAUGAUGUCGUUUCUUCAACGAACGGCUCCGGUUCGCUUGCUAACGACGAUCAACCAGAAGCGGACCAAUCAGGGGAGCAGAAUGAAAGUGAGGAAUCGAAACAAAUUGAUAGUAUCCACGAAGACGACUCCGAACAUAAUACCAGUAGAUCCAGAAGUAAAUCCAGGAAAAAUAAAGGUGGUAAAGAUAAAAAAGACGAAACUGAUGAAGAAAUUGAAACAAAAAAUAACGUUAAUAGUGAUGAGGAUUCAAAAGUGUUCAAAGAAACGAAAAAAAGAACUCCAAAAACUAAGGCCAAAGGCAAAGCUAAAAGAGGAAAAACUGUUACAGAGUCAAAUAAAGAAGAUGAUGAAGAAGAAUAUGAGGUUGAAAGUAUAAUAGAUUCAAAAAGAAUCAAAGGUAAGCUUCACUAUUUGAUACGAUGGAAAGGAUUCAGUGCAGAUAGUGAUUCUUGGGAGCCACAUGACACAUUGUCAUGUCCUGAUAUUGUUAGUAAAUAUAACGAAGAAAAAGAAAAUCCUCUAAAGAAAGGGAAGAGGAAGUCAAAAAAGAAAGAAAGCAAGGUUCCAGCAAAAAGAACCAAAACAAGCUGGGACAGCGAACAUGCAGAUGAAAGUGCUGAGUAUGAAGUGGAGCGCAUAUUAGAAGUCCAUCGCAAGAAGAAUGGCGAACGAGAGUUUCUCAUCCAUUGGAAAGGGUGGUCCAACAAAUUUGACUCUUGGGAACCAGAGAAAAAUUUAAAUUGUCCAGAUUUAAUUAAAAAAUUCAUGGAUAAAGUAAAUGCGGCGCAGUUGAUUGAGGGGCGUAGUCUUCGAGUGGCGCCGGAGACCACUAACAGAUUCACUCUUCAAGCACACUCUACGGGACGUCGUCUCAGCAAGCGUAAGGGGCAAAGGCAACGAGUGCGUUAUGAUGAUGCUGAAUGAGGUGACAGCAAAACAUUCUUAAUGCGAUUUCUAAUAAGAUUUUUUUUGGGAAUGUUUUAAUGUUAAGUAGAUAGAGUAGGUAGUUAAGUAGAUAAGAUGUAUGAGCCGAUUUAUUCUUGAUAUUUAACAUAUAUGAAUAAUUUUUGUGGAUGUUCAUAUCAGUAAAAAAAAUAUUUUCACAAUAAAUCAAUAAAUUACCGAUUACUUCAAAUUGUAUUAAGCAGAACUAAUUAUAUAUUGAUUAAUUAUACAUAGGUUUUUACUGUUCUAUUUAAAUGAUAAAAGGUUUUCCUUUUACUUACGGUGACAAAGGUUUGUAUUCCGAAGUCUCCAAUUGCGCUUUUAAAACAGUAAUAACUAAAACGGUCCCGAAUACCUAAAGUUACAAAAGUGAUUCCAAUCACUUUGAUUGUUGACGGGGCUCAAGAGAUAACUUAUAUACGAGCAAUACAAACCUGAACGCCGUCUCAAUAGAACUUAGUACAAUAAUAUGUAUAGUAUCACGGCAUAAGAUAGGUGAGUAAAUUUUUUAAUUAGUGCCAAGUCCCUCUGUGGCUAAAUAUAUAAUACGCUCAGUUUAAUAUUUGGUCUUGCUUACUCCAAAUGACCUUCAGUUGGAUUGCAAUAUUAAGAGAAAAUUUUCUAUUGUAAGCUUUUUAGCAACCCAUAUGUCGCCGAUUUUUCGGGCCUAACACAUCUGGCCGUUUCCUCACGAUGUUAACAUUCACUCAAAGAGCAAGCGUUGCAUGGAUAUACAAUGAUGAAGGUAUUGGUGCACAGCCGAGAUUUUAAGGAUAUAUGUGACUGAUUUGUAAUGACACUUUGAAAUAUUUUUAUUAUUAUAAGUCACGUAUUUAAUCUGAGUUCGGUUUAGGGGGUGUUAUUUCCGUUUUAUUUUUGUUCUUUACGCCUAUCUUUAGCCCUAGGUCAUAUGCAAUUGAAACAUCUAUAUGUACCUAACAUAGAUUAUAAUAUUGUCUAUAAUUAUAAAAAAAAACAUAAGGAUCCCAAAGUUAUAAGGAAAAACGAUUUUUCGCGUUUAUAUUAAAAUUAUAUAUUUAGGUAAUUAUAAGAAAAAAAUCUCUAUAAUAAUUAGUGUGUGAGAACGAAUUUCGAAUUAUCUUCCAUGUUUAAUUCUUUAUAAAUUUGUGACCUUUUAUGACUUAGUCCUAUGAGUAUAAAACAAUAAAUAUACAUUUAUAUUUAAUUACCAUUUAAUCUGGUAACUGAAUUCUACUGAUAGUUUACGUUCUACUUAAAUCUUGUCGAUUGCACACCUACAAAUACUAUAGAGUUUAAGAUUACAUUUUUAUCACGCAUUACAUUGUAUUGUUUUGUGAAUGAUUGUAACGUAAUAAAUAGUAUAUAGUAAUA